Messenger RNA from Moneuplotes crassus, 1950 nucleotides. The record is from the annotation of a GenBank genome assembly. Lineage: Eukaryota; Ciliophora; Spirotrichea; Euplotida; Euplotidae.
UUAAAUAUUUCGAUUCAAAGGUAAGCCUUAAGCAUCUAAACUUCAUGAGUGAGCAGCCGAUUGGGCUGUAAUUGGUUAACUAAAGUACCAACUUGCCUCACCCCUUAAAUAUUUCACCAGAGUUUAGACCAGUAUAAGCAACUUCAAGAAUUCUGUUGAGCAAUAAGCCAUGACUAAUCACUAAUUAUUCCUGCAAUAAAUCUCUUCUUGCGAGGAACAUGUUUAGACUAUUCUAAGCCAAGAGCCAUGGAAAGUAAGAGCAAAGAUUUACCAUGAGAAAGUUGGGACUCAUGAGAUUACAUCGAUGAUGGAGACUUAGAUCCUAUCAAAGGUACAGACAUUAGCAAAAGAAACAGUGUAAAGCAUUUUAAAGUAAACAGCUUUGAUUUUCUAAAACGAAAGGGAUCGGUUAGAGCUAGCUCAAACAACCUGACUGUUCAGAGAGACUCCCUCAAUGCUGAGAAGAAUGCUUUCAUUGCUCAGAUGAAAUGCAAGUCAAUGCGUGAGAAGGAACCUCAAUCUCCUAUCAAAAGCGAAGGAGCCUUAAGAUCUGACUCUCAAAUGUUCGAGAGCUCAAAAUAAUAAGAGUAAAUUCAGAAUUUUUAAAGAAAAAGCCAACUUGAAGAUCAAUUUAUCAGUCAACAACUCUGAAGCCUCAAAGAAGCAGAUAGUUACAAAAAUACCAAUGAACUUUAUCCAGUCAAAUAAAGUACUGGAUAAUUUAGGAAGCCUCACUCCAAUCAAAGAAAAAGAGAACCUUGAGUCUGAAAAAGAGAAAGAGGAUACCUAUGAGAAGUAUCUCCAGGAGAUCGCUGAGGUGGGGGAUCUCCCCCAUGCCAUCCACAUAUCUGAUGAGCAUGUGCUUCAGCCUGGUAUCAAUAGGUCUUCUAUCCCGAAUAAUAUGAACGAGAACUCGGAAUGUGCAUUCCAGGUCUUCACAGCUAGGCCUAAUUCUCAGAGAAUAAAGGUGUUCAACUUCUUACCCUCAGACAUCGUGAAGAGGAUCCCCUUAGACAACAUUGAGGAGUGUAAAAGUGAGGAAAGCAACCCUUUCCUGGCUGCUCAAUCUCUCUUAAUAGAUAGUGGAGCCACUCCUAUCUUUAAGGAGCCAGCACCUGGCUUCAGUGAAAAGAACGAAGCAUAUUGGCUUGCAUCUAAUGCAAAAGCUGAUUUUGAUCAUGCGGAUAGAUAUCUCUAUGAAUUCUUUAACCAUAAAGAUUACCAUAAUUUCAAAGAGGAAUUUCAGAAAACAAGCUGAUCACCCAGUAUGAGAGCUACGAAACCUAAAUAAGGUCUGCAUCGGGGAGCAUGACCCUGAGAAAAAGAUUGCUCUGAUCGAGAUUGACAAAACCAUCAUGCUAAUUUCUGAAGAGAAAAUCGAAGAUAUGCCCUUCUACAGCUAUAUAGACAAAGAGUUUGCCUCACAUCUUGGAAGAGAGCCUUUCUACAUCUACCUACGCCCUUUCGUUUUCGGGUUCCUAAAGGCUCUAAUGAGGGAAUAUGAGCUCGUGGUCUACUCCAAACUCGAGAAGAAGCUACUAAUAUUUCUUCUUGAUAUCCUUCAAUCAGAGAAUGAGUACUUUACCAUCUCAAUCUCACAUUGAGUGCAAGGGAAGCCAAAAUGACUGAGUAGGUUCUUUACAGAAGGGAGAUCACAGAAGAACAUGGUUUUAAUAGACUCUAGCCCAGAAGUAGCCUCAGCUAACAUGUCAAACUGAGUCCCUAUCCAUCCUUUCAAAGGUGAGAAACUGGAUGUUUUCCUUGUGUAUCUCAGGAAAUACAUGUUAGAACUCAGCGCGAUGGAGGAUAUGAGUGAAAAAAUUGAGAAGGAUUUCUCAAUAAUGAACUAACCCACUUGCAGCUAUGUUGAACAAUUUUAUGCUUAAAGAGAAUUCUGAGCUAAUUAAAAAUAUAUAACCCCAUCUUUGAUAUUAUCAAGUUUAACUUUUA